This is a messenger RNA of Didymodactylos carnosus, 1380 nucleotides long. NCBI's taxonomy places the organism in Eukaryota, Metazoa, Rotifera, Eurotatoria, Philodinida, Philodinidae. The record is from the annotation of a GenBank genome assembly.
AUGAUACCAGUAUUUGUUUAUUUUCUUGCUGCAUUGGUUUGUGUAGUAUCGACUAUUGUAUUCUAUGUUUAUUGGCGUAAACGUUCAUCAUUUUCAAAUUUUCAAUUCUCGUCUGAAACACAAAAAUUACAUUAUUCUUUAAAACCGACAAUUGACGUUGUUGCUAAACGUUUGAGUGAUGAUCUUGAUAUUAGUAAUAAUAAAGAAAAUGAAACAACAACAAUAAUAACAACAACAGAAAGAUUAUCAAAUCAUCGUAGAUCAACAAUAAAACCGAUAUUGCCUAAACAAACAGAAAUUCAAUUAGAAUCAACAGUACCAUCAUCAUGUCCACGUAAAUCAUUAUGGCGAACAGCAGUUGGAGGAGGAUUUGAUCCAUCACGUUCUUCAAGUGUACAAGAUAGAUAUCGUAAUAGAACAAUCAAUGGUCCACAUACACCACGAAAUUGGCGACAUGGUUCAAUAUCGAUUAAUGCUGAAUCAUUAGAAUUUUCGGUACCAAAACGUCGUCGAAGUGUUGCCACAGUAGAUAGUGUAUGUAAUCGUUUCUGUAUUGAACCGGAACAAAUUAAAAUUUUACAAGUCAACGAUGCUUAUCAAACAAUGAAUCGUUUAUCAUUAAGAAUUGUUUAUACUAGUCAACAAAAUUUACAAAUUACAUUUGAUAAGUUUAGCGGUUUAAUCAGUGAUGAAGUUAAUGAACAAUUGACAAUAAAAACAAAAUUAUUACCCGAUGGUAAAGAAAAAUAUUGUACUAAAAAGAAUAUAGAUGUUGAAACAAAAUUAAUUGAUGAAUGUAUUAUAUUUUCAAAUGUAUUGAAAGAUAAAUUAGGUGAAAAAUUAUUGUUAAUAACAGUAACCGGUGGAAAACGAAAAAAGAAAAAUUAUGGUCAAAUGGAAGUUAUGUUAAAUGAAUUACAUUUAGUGCAGGAUAAAGACUAUUAUCUUCAACAUGAAAUUGAAAAGAAAAAAAUGUCGUCAACAGAAAUAUUUGUAUCACUUCAAAAGAAAGAUCGUUAUCUUUCCGUUGAAAUUGAACGUGUAAAAGGUAUCAAAGUUGAUCAAAAACAUCCUAAUAAAACACUUUAUGUACAAGUACUUUUACUUGAUCGUUACAAAUUAAUAUCUACUCGUCGCACAAAACCCUAUAAUAUUAAUCAAUCAAUGGUAAAUAUAAAUGAACUGUAUGAUUUUUCCUUGUACGGUUUAAAUAUUGAUCGAUUAAUGCUGGUGAUUAAUCUUUAUCAAAAUGAGCAAAUAUUUUCCCGAAUUAAAUUAGGUUCACCAUUGUAUUGUAGUGGUACAGGCGCUACUCACUGGAAUCAACUAAUAGCAAGACAAUCAUUUUCAAUGUGGCAUGCAAUGUCGAAACAACUUUAA